AUGACGAUGGCGACGUUCUCGACCGCUUCUCGCGUGUGCCUGCGCUCCGCCGUCCGGCAGCCAAUCGUGCCGGCGGUGCGUUCGCUCAGCACCACGGCCGUCCGGGCCGACAACAGCGCCACGACUUCGUACACGAGCCCCUUCAAGGGCAGCGAGCACAAGGGCAACAAGAUCCCCGACUUUGGAAAGUACAUUUCCAAGAGCGCCCCGGCGAACAACAAGCUGUUUUCCUACUUCAUGGUCGGCGCCAUGGGUGCCUUGACGGCCGCCGGCGCGAAGAGCACCGUUCAAGAAUUCCUUGUCAGCAUGUCGGCGUCGUCCGAUGUCCUAGCCAUGGCCAAGGUCGAGGUUGACCUGAACGCCAUCCCCGAGGGCAAGAAUGUAAUCAUCAAGUGGCGUGGCAAGCCCGUCUUCAUCCGACACCGAACCCAGAGCGAGAUCGACCAGGCCAACGCGGUCAAUGUGUCGUCUCUUCGUGACCCCCAGGCCGACGACGACCGUGUCAAGAAGCCCGAGUGGCUGAUCAUGUUGGGCGUCUGCACGCACUUGGGUUGCGUUCCCAUCGGCGAGGCCGGCGACUUUGGCGGCUGGUUCUGCCCCUGCCACGGCUCUCACUACGACAUCUCCGGCCGGAUAAGAAAGGGACCUGCUCCCCUCAACCUCGAGAUUCCCGAGUACGACUUCCCCGAGGACGGUCUGCUGAUCAUCGGCUAA
Molecule: messenger RNA, 714 nt
Organism: Drechmeria coniospora
Lineage: Eukaryota; Fungi; Ascomycota; Sordariomycetes; Hypocreales; Ophiocordycipitaceae
Product: ubiquinol-cytochrome c reductase iron-sulfur subunit
Exons: 4
Coding region: 1-714 (237 amino acids)
Biological process (GO): mitochondrial electron transport, ubiquinol to cytochrome c
Cellular component (GO): membrane
Molecular function (GO): quinol-cytochrome-c reductase activity; 2 iron, 2 sulfur cluster binding
Source: RefSeq, a predicted model, not a curated record